AUGGCGAUUCCAGCGGCGGUUGUUGUAAUCCCGUUGGGAGUUCUCUUUUUUAUCUCAGGUCUCGUUGUCAAUAUCAUUCAGGCGAUUUGCUUCGUACUUGUACGGCCAUUCUCAAAGAAUACGUACAGAAGGAUUAACAGAGUGGUGGCGGAGUUGUUGUGGCUGGAACUCGUAUGGCUCGUUGACUGGUGGGCUGGAGUUAAGACUUGCCAGCAAGAACGUUUUGCAAUCUUGAUGUUGACGUGA
Messenger RNA from Ilex paraguariensis (yerba mate), 246 nucleotides. The record is from the annotation of a GenBank genome assembly. Lineage: Eukaryota; Viridiplantae; Streptophyta; Magnoliopsida; Aquifoliales; Aquifoliaceae.